AUGGUGGAGAUAACCAAUUUGACAGGUACAUCUGUCCACCGACGGCACAUCGACCAGAUACAUUUCAGAGACGAACGAAAUGUCGGUGCAUUAGAACCCCAUGAAAAAGAGGAUAAUUCUAACAAUUCUGAACUGCCUGAAUCGGACAUUACGGUUCCCCAAUGUCAUGAUGUUGAACACGAAGAUGCAGUAGAACCGGCGGAAUCGGAAGCCUCAACCAGCGCAGCGCUAAGAAGAUCACAACGAAAAGCAAGUCAAAUUGAUGAGGCACUGUUGUGGGAGGAAAGUUGUGGUGAUCGUAACGAGUACGCACGCACCGCGGUACAGCUUCCAGAUGCUAGCAAAUUGACUGUCCGUAUUGUUGAGCGGACAGCAAUGGUCAACUCGAUUAGUGACCAUCGAUUUCCCGGUGAGGCCGAAUGGGCCCAGCCCAGACCGCUUGUUAUUAUGUUUCUACGACAACGAUAUCGCCCGUUUGGUCACAUUCUUGUGAUCACUCAAUCCGAUCGAUUCUACUUGAGACUAAAGAUUGCAUGUGAGUAA
Molecule: messenger RNA, 543 nt
Organism: Echinostoma caproni
Lineage: Eukaryota; Metazoa; Platyhelminthes; Trematoda; Plagiorchiida; Echinostomatidae
Source: the annotation of a GenBank genome assembly